CCCGCCGCCCGCCGCCCGCCGGGUCUUUCCACCCGCUGCCGUUCCUUACGGUAGCUCCCGGCCCGCGUUAAGCGGGUCCCCGCGGCUUCCGGGCCAUGAGCGUGGGUUUCAUCGGCGCGGGCCAGCUGGCCUGUGCCCUGGCGCGGGGCUUCACGGCUGCAGGCAUCCUGUCGGCUCACAAGAUCAUCGCCAGCUCCCCGGAGAUGGACCUGCCCACGGUGUCCGCGCUCAGGAAGAUGGGGGUGAACCUGACCCGGAACAACAAGGAGACGGUGAGGCACAGCGACGUCCUGUUCCUGGCCGUGAAGCCACACAUUAUCCCCUUCAUCCUGGACGAGAUUGGGGCUGACGUCCAGGACAGGCACAUCGUGGUCUCCUGUGCAGCCGGUGUCACCAUCAGCUCUGUGGAGAAGAAGCUGAUGACGUUCCAGCCGGCCCCCAAGGUGAUUCGCUGCAUGACCAACACCCCUGUGGUUGUGCGGGAGGGUGCCACGGUGUAUGCCACAGGCACCCACGCCCUGGUGGAAGAUGGGCAGCUCCUGGAGCAGCUCAUGAGCAGCGUGGGUUUCUGCACGGAGGUGGAGGAGGACCUGAUCGAUGCUGUCACGGGGCUCAGCGGCAGUGGGCCUGCCUAUGCGUUCAUGGCCCUGGAUGCGUUGGCUGAUGGUGGGGUGAAGAUGGGCCUGCCACGGCGCCUGGCAGUCCGAUUGGGGGCCCAAGCCUUGCUGGGGGCUGCCAAGAUGCUGUUGGAUUCAGAGGAGCAUCCAGGCCAGCUCAAGGACAAUGUCUGCUCCCCCGGGGGGGCCACCAUCCAUGCCCUGCACUUCCUAGAGAGUGGCGGCUUCCGGUCCCUGCUCAUCAACGCAGUGGAGGCUUCCUGCAUCCGAACACGAGAGCUGCAGUCUAUGGCUGACCAAGAAAAGAUAUCCCCAGCUGCCCUCAAGAAGACCCUCCUGGACAGAGUGAAGCUGGAAUCUCCCACAGUGUCCACGCUGACUCCCUACAACUCAGGGAGUGUCCUCACAAGAAACCCGGCCCCGGGAGGCAAGAAAGACUAAGGCAGCCCCUGCCCCCCCCUGUGGCCAGAGCCCUCGCCUGAGGGGUCGAGCAAGACAAGGGCAGGCUCAGGUAGUUUUUAGAUCCUUGCUAUAAAAUUUAAGAUUUUCAGGCUCCUUACAUCUGUUCAGACCAAGCAGCCCUCAUUGCCCCUCCUCUCCCAUGUUGGAAGAUGCUUGGCGGGAGUGGUUGAUGCUGGAAGCCAGAUGGAACCAUGCAUACCUCCCACUGUCAGAGCUCCAGCUCAGGUAGGAAGGUCUUGGGAGGACUUUCAACUAUGGUUCUCCAACUGGAGCCCAAAGCAAGGUACAAAACAUGACAAGGGCAUUUCUCUUUGAGAGUGAGGAGCACAAAGUGAGACUGUCCUGUAUUUCACUGUUGUUUCAUAGAUAUACCACUGAGAAAGUAUCGUUCAUUUCCGCUAAGUUUAGCUGCUUUAAUAAAGUUUUAUUUUGUAUUACCCA
This is a messenger RNA of Miniopterus natalensis, 1520 nucleotides long. It is a transcript of the gene PYCR2, whose product is annotated as pyrroline-5-carboxylate reductase 2. The record is from RefSeq and is a predicted model, not a curated record. Gene Ontology annotation, biological process: L-proline biosynthetic process. Gene Ontology annotation, molecular function: pyrroline-5-carboxylate reductase activity. NCBI's taxonomy places the organism in Eukaryota, Metazoa, Chordata, Mammalia, Chiroptera, Miniopteridae.